AUGAAAAAGAGACAAACCACAAAACCGACUCAGAAUUUUUCUAAAACAAAACAAAUUAAAUCAUUAACGAUUCUGAAGAAGAGACAAAGUGUUUUAGAUUUCUGUCAAAAACAGCCAGGAGUUAUUAAAUGUAAUAUUUGUCAUCUUGAAUAUCAAAGUACUAUUGAAGAUGAUAUAAAAACACAUGAAAAAUAUCAUAAAGAAUUUCUUCUUCCACCAAAAUUAAAAAUAAAAAGUAAUGAAUAUAACAUUAUUCAACAAGAAGGAAAUUAUAAAUAUAUCAAAUUUCAAUGGAAUUCAAGAAUUAAUAAAGAAAUACAAAUUAUUAAUGAAAGAAUAAAUGAAGACAUUGAAAUGGAUUUAAAUUAUCUAAAAUCAAAUAAUUUUAAUUAUAUUUGUUGUAUAGAAAAUAAUAGAAUUAUUGGAAUUGUUAUUACAAGAAUAUUAAAUAAAACACAUAACAUUUAUCAAUGUAAUUGUAAUGAAUACGAUGACAUUAAAUUAAUUGAACAAAAUAAAACAAAUGCAACACUUGGAAUAGAAGUAUUAUGGGUUCAUAAGACUUCAAGAAGAAAAAAGGUUGCAUCUCAUUUGUUAGAAUUAACAAAAAUUUAUAAUACUUAUGGAACUAUUUAUCAUCUUAAUGAUAUUGCUAUCUCUCAACCUACUCAUGACGGAUUUUCUUUUUUUAAUAAAUUUUUUAAUAAUUCUUUGAAAAUAAUUCUUCCAAAUUAA
Molecule: messenger RNA, 735 nt
Organism: Entamoeba nuttalli P19
Lineage: Eukaryota; Evosea; Mastigamoebida; Endamoebidae
Exons: 1
Coding region: 1-735 (244 amino acids)
Biological process (GO): mitotic sister chromatid cohesion
Cellular component (GO): chromatin; nucleus
Molecular function (GO): protein-lysine-acetyltransferase activity
Source: RefSeq, a predicted model, not a curated record